Sphaeramia orbicularis (orbiculate cardinalfish) is the source of this 1786-nucleotide messenger RNA. RefSeq names its product seryl-tRNA synthetase 2, mitochondrial (gene sars2). The transcript has 16 exons. Gene Ontology annotation, biological process: seryl-tRNA aminoacylation. Gene Ontology annotation, molecular function: ATP binding; serine-tRNA ligase activity. The record is from RefSeq and is a predicted model, not a curated record. Lineage: Eukaryota; Metazoa; Chordata; Actinopteri; Kurtiformes; Apogonidae. The coding region runs from base 28 to 1593 and encodes 521 amino acids.
GAACGCAGCGCCGACCACAAGACAAACAUGGCGACCUCCUUCGGCAUGGUUGUUAGACUUGGAGGCUCUGCUCUGACAGCGUUCAAGCCGGUAGCCAGACGCUGCUCACGGCGGCCAACGAGUGUAAUCAUCUCGAAUCGCUUGGCACAUGAAUCUCGCAGUAGUUUGUAUGAACAUGUCCGUGAAGGUUACAGCGACAAACCGGAGCUGGACAUGACUACGGUGUGUGAGGAGACUGACAAAGUCAUAGCAAAUGUGGAGAGGAGGAAGGGCGAGCUGCAAGGGGACGAUGUCAGGAAGAUUGUGUGUGUGUGGCAGCAGCUACAAGCAGUGCGAACAGAAAUCUCUGAUCUGGAGAAGCAGAAGCAACUCAUCAGUGAAAAAGUCAAAGAGCUAGUGAACAAGAAUGAUAAGAAAGCCCUCGCUAAUCUUCCAGAGUACAACCAGGCUCGGCAGACGGGUCGAGAGAUCCGCAACAGACUCACUGAGCUUUAUCCCAAAGAGGGGGAACUGGAGCAUGAACACUAUGGACGAGCACUCAGACUGCCCAACAACACACACCCUGAUGUGCCAAUUGGAGAUGAGAGCCAGGCAAGGGUAGUGGAGUUGGUAGGACAGAAACCAGAGUUUGACUUCAAGCCCAGGGGCCACGUGGAGCUGGGGGAGGAGCUGGGCCUUAUCAGGCAGAGACACCUAGCUCACGUCUCAGGUCAUAGGUCAUACUAUCUAAGGGGAGCUGGAGCCAGACUUCAGAUUGCACUGCAAAACUUUGCCCUUAGCACAUUGCAGCGUCGGGGCUUCAUUCCCAUGGUUGUGCCUGACAUGCUGAAGGGGGCAGUGUUUGAGGGAUGUGGGAUGCAGCCCAACGCGCACCGAUCCCAAGUCUACGCACUAAACCCGGCUCGGUUCCCAGACCUCAACCUGGCUGGGACUGGAGAGGUUGGAGUUGCAGGCUAUUUCAUGGAUCACGCUGUUAACUGGAAGGAUCUGCCUGUUCGGACCGUGUGCAGCAGCACAUGCUACAGAGCUGAGACCGACACUGGCAGAGAGGCGUGGGGGCUCUACAGAGUUCACCACUUCAACAAGGUGGAGAUGUUUGGAGUGACAGCAGCUGAAACGGGAGAAGAGAGCACUCAGCUGUUGGAGGAGUUUGUCUCUUUACAGAAAGAGAUUUUUUCUGCUCUGGAACUACACUACAGAGUGCUGGACAUGCCGACUCAGGAACUGGGUCCUCCAGCGUACAGGAAGUAUGACAUUGAAGCCUGGAUGCCUGGCAGGAACAGCUAUGGAGAGAUUUCCAGUGGGUCCAACUGUACAGACUACCAGAGCAGACGUCUGAACAUCCUGUAUGAGAGAGAGGAUGGCAGCCUGCAGUACGCCCACACAGUUAAUGCUACAGCUUGUGCCAUACCACGGACCAUCAUUGCCAUCUUAGAAACUCAUCAGACCAAAGAAGGAACGGUUCGUGUUCCCCAGGCCCUGCAGCCAUAUCUGGGUCUAGAAGUGAUCGAAAAGCCCAAGUACAGUCCAGUCAAAUACAUCGGACCAAACCAGCACAGUCGGCCCCCUCGGCCUUCUCCAAAGACUAGAUGACACAGAUAGAAGUGUAGCUUUGAUGUAAAAUAUCAGCCGUGCACACCUGAGGUUUGGAUCGGUUCAGUCACCGGUGUCAAAAACAAAGGUCAAUGUUAAAUAAAACAUUCUUCAUGCAGGGUGUUUUAUUGUGUAUUGAAUAUUGAGGGGCAUGAUCAUGUGCUUGAGAUUAAUAAACUUCUGUUAAAUCAUG